AUUUGCAGAGCACACCUCAUCUUUUGCAUGCUGCGCACCGGGAACCACUCUACUUGACAAAUAUUGUUAUUAUUCUUGCUGCGCAUUGGAUGCACCAAGCCGUCUGUGUGGAGUUGCAGGGGCAUCGGGGCCUAGAGGCAGGCCGCUGCGAAGCUACUGGGCUCGGAAAUGGCAGAGCAGCCCGUUUCGCCCGGCGUUGACGAGACUACGACCCAAGGAGUGGUCACCACUCCAUUAUAUGCUUCCUUUCCCCUCCCAGCUUCCAACUCACGCGCGAGCCAUGGCCACGCCGUGACAAUGGACGACAGCACGCGCAGCAAUGCCAUGUCGCCGACGCCCAGCGACCGCUCCGCCGCCGCCUCUCCCAAUUCGGCCCGGCAGCACCAUGCUGCGACACCAGCCAAUGUCUAUCCACCGCCCGCCUAUGUCUCUCCCUUCGGCGCGUCGCAGUCCGUGAGCCAGCGCAAGCGUCGCAUGAGCGACCUUGAGAGCAACGAUGAGGACCAGCCCGCCCGCCAGGAUAUGGACUUUUCCGAUGCCUCGCUCGCCCUCCUGAACGGCUUCCUGGACCAUCUACUGUACAGCAUCCUGCUCCAGGCGCGUUCUACGACGUUGACGGUGCUCCGGCCGGCUGUGACGGAAGUGCUCAGGUCACGGCUUGCCAGCGAGGCCAUUGCAAGCGCUGAUGAAGAGCUGUCAGAAUUACUGGCGGGCGGCGAGGAGGAGGAAGACGAAUUGAAUCAGAAGCAGAGUGUUUCGGAACGCCAGCGGAAAUGGGACACGGAGCUGGUGUGGAAGCGCACACGGCUACGAGUCAUGGUCUACAUUCGCUUUGGAGACAUUGAAGACGAAGACGAGGAGCGUUUUGUGCGCGAAGACGAGCUGUUCAAGACCGGCGACCGCCGAUUCUCGCAUUCGACCGGCCUCGUCUCCUGGGCAGCGGCGAUAUUCCUGACCUCGAUCCUGGAGUAUGUCGCGGAACAAUUGCUGCAAGUGGCUGCGCAGGCGGCCGAUAAUCGUGCACGACGUCUCAGCCGCACCUCGCGUGUCACAACGUCAGCUUCCGACCAGGUUACACCCGUGGAGGGUCUGGUUGUGCAUGAGCACGACAUGGAGAAGGCGGCCGUGCUGCAUAAAACGGCCGGAAGGCUGUGGCGCCAGUGGAGGAAGUCUUCGCGCGGUUAUGCUGUCGCUUCGCCAACUCCCACGAAUGACCGCAGCACCAGACCAAACGGCUCCUCUCGCAACACGAGUGGGGAUCACAUCAACGGUGCUGCCAUUAAUCCGAGGCAGAGCAGCGUGGGUGCCACCGAAUCAGGCUCCACAAUGGACGAAUCUCGGCCCACUUCCAGAAUGAUGCCAGGCGACAAGGAUGUUGUCGACGACGAAGCUGCCAACGACAUCGACUACCCUGAACAUGUGCUCGCUGCGAAUAUUCCUCUGCCCAUGGCGAACGAAGAGCGAGAUAUUGAGGAAAUUAACGAUCCCGAGCAUGUCAUCGCUGCGAGAAUUGCCUUGCCGAUGGCCGACGAGAAGCGGGAUAUCGAAGACAUCGAGUAUCCGGAACAUGUGAUUGCAGCGGCCACCCCACUGCCAUUGGUCGACGAGAAGCGAGACGUUGACGAGAUCGAGGUGCCUGGUCUGGCGAGAGAUCCCGAUGAGUUUGAUGCUGAAGAUUUCGAAGAAUUGGUGGCUCCGCGGAGGAACAGUUGGACAGGCUCUCUUUCUGUACCUGUAACUAUGAGCGCGGUUGCCUUGCAGGUAGAGGUUGGAGGGCAAACCGAUCCUGCCAUGGACACGUCGAUACCCGAACAGCCCGCGGACACGAAGCCAUCCACGCCUCUGCGCGCCCGCUCUUCUUCAGCCCCGAACCCACCGCCGAAGCGUUCGCCGCGCAUACUUCCAGCGACUACCGAUGAGUCAACAGCAGAAGCCGAGACUGGCGAUGUCCGCGAUAGCGACAGAGCGCAAGACGGGGAGAAUGCGCUGGAAUCAGAGGCCUCGGAUAACCCUACGCACAAGCAAGAAGUCCACCCAGCUUCAAGCCUUACUGCUGAGGGGUCGUCGAACAACGCGACAGGAGUAAAUCAUGAGAGCUUGCCUGCAGUUGUUGCCGCAGCAUCGGCCUCCGGCGUGGUCGCAGCGGCGGCGGUAGGAUCCGUAUCGCGCCUGUCGAAACCGAAUAGCACUGAAGAGCUGGAUGCCAGAAAUCGGGGUGCUGCAAACGAAGAGGGAAGCAUCGCGAUGGGUGCAGGAGCGCCGGAACAUAUCGACAAGCGAGACAGUCAAAAAGCCCUCCAGGACAUGAAGCGCAUGAGCCUGCCUGCAGGACAGAAUCUCGUGCGUAGGUCGACGAUGCAGCAAAAUGGCGAAGAGACCCCUCGUGUUGCGAAACGGAUGUCACUCACGCAAGCCGUGUUGAUACGGCCACCAUCAAACAAAGACCAGCUUCCAUCACCUGCCGCUUUGAACGAUGUCUCUCGAGACUCCACUCGCUCAGAUGGCGCCGAUGAGGAGCAGACGACUGAUAUAGGUCUUGCGAGGACGUCAGACACUGCAGUUUCGUCGCCUACAAAGGGAGAUUCGGAUGAGGGAGUCUAUCCUGCAAGGGAUGAAUUCACGAAUCAGGCGCCGCGUCGAACCACGCGCAUCGUGCUCGGCGACUCACCGGUGUCAUCGACCUCCUCGUUCAAGAACAGCCCACCAUUACAACAGGAAGAAGAGAAGGACACGACUACGCUCAGUCCAGAAUCAUUCCUGAAGCGUCGUUCACUUUCGGCGAAAGGCGUGAAGCAGGUCCAGCAUUUGAACCUUGUCGGUGCACAAGCGUUGCAGGACCAAAGCAGGCUGUCCACACCAAAAUCUUCGAUUCGGAUGAGCGCGUCAGAUAGCUCAAUCUAUGCGAAUGGGCCGGUGUCUCCCGUAUCAGACAAGCCGCCUUCACCAUGGCGACAGUCCUUCUCGGCUGCGAUCAAAGAGACUACUCAAUGGGCGUCUUCGUCGAAGAAGUCAGCCUUGGAGCCAGAAUCGAACGGUCCCGUGCAUGAACACCCCGCUCUGCAAAAGAAAGCCUCGAGAAGCCAAACAUCGCUGAAGGAGACGGAGAGCUUGCAGCCACUGACCAGUGCCAGUAUCCGGGGUCCCGAGGAUUUUGAGAUGUUUGUGCAAGGAGGCGACACCGUGAAAUACACCCUCACGCCAGAAAGUGUCAGGGAUGAUCCAUCGACUCCCGCAGCCGUGCCGAAGACGCCUCGCAGCGCGGAGACACAACCAUCUUCUCCGAACAACACAUCGUCAUUGCAAUCACCUGUUGAGGAUGCGCGAGUAGGCAGGAGCCAAGCCGCCAGGCAAGCGACUGGGGCCGACGCGAGUGCAGGUGCAGCGGAUGAGCGCGCUCGAUCCCCGACGAGCAAUAGGGACAAGCGAAGGUCGAUCAGCCGGCCUCCCGUCAGAAAUACCAGCGUGCAUAAGAGGAGUGGACUCAUGGCUCGCGAGCCACAAGUCCUCACUGAGUCGACAAGGGAUUUUGCAGACUUCAUUCGAUCUACAGGACCUGAUAGAGAGCCUGAGCUCCGACCUCUGCUCAGCAACCGGUCGACCACAUCCCUGCAACUUCUGCGAGACGCACACAGCAGUGGGUCGCGUUCACAAUCCCCGGCACCCUCUCGUGCUCGAAGCAUGAGCAGGUCCAACAUCGAGGCUGAAGAUCUGCCACCCGUCCCCGUCGUGCCGCCGCCAAUGCCAGCCGGAAACCGCGUUCGAAGCAAUAUGCAGCCACGAGCCCCGACUCAGACUGCUGAAGAUGGCACAGCAGAACUCAUUGACUUCAUCCGGAAUGGUCCUAUGAGCUCUGGUAUUACUGAAUCUGGCGACAAGAGACAACAUCGCAUCUCGCGCUCAGUGGCACCAUUCCGAACCACCAUGGACUCGGAUCAAAUGCAGGAAUGGGGCGAGCGGUACACACCACAACCUGAUCUUAAGAUCAACACGAGCAUGGGUGGCCCCAUCAACAAUUCCAGCGCUCGUAGCGUCCCGUCUUCACACAACUCUUUCCGAAACUCGGCCACUUCGCGAUCCGCACUAUUGCAGAACAGCGCCGGCACCACGCAGGACGUUACACAGCCAGCUUACGGCGACCAACCCCCGCGUCUCACUACUGUCAUACCACGAUCUGUCCAGCAAGCAUUUCCGACGCCAACUGAAGGAACAGGCAAAACGCGAUACAGGAACAAAGACCCGUACGCCAUUGACUUUGACGACCUUGAUGAUGACGAUGACGAUUUCUUUACCGCGUUGCCGAAAGGAAGACAACGCGAACAAGAGAGCUUAAUUGACUUCCUUCGUAACAGCGAGCCUCCUGAAACGAACAACUCGCGUUCUAAUUCCAAUGCCAACAACUCCGCAUCCCCGGCUGCUGCACGGCUUGGAACCACGCCACAAGCCCUGCAGACUUUUGGUGCCGAUGCAGUCAGCUACGGACGCAAAGGGUCAUUGCCGAAGAACGAUGGCCCGCAAGCUGCCAGAGCCACACCAGCUGUGCGUGGCAACGGCACUGCUACGAUAGCAGUUGGUCCGAUCACCAAACCUCGACCGAACUUUGGGGUCCCUGAUCGCGACGCGGAUUACACAGGACCUGGGGGCACACGAGAUCUCGCUGAUUUCUUCAAGCAUUCUGCACCCCCAUCGUCAUCGGGCUCCAAUAUGCCACGCAGCGCACAAAGAUCAGACAGUAAAGCAUCGAUUUCAAACAGCAAAUCGAGCAUCACGAGCUCGCAGAAGAGGAGCAGAAUGAGCUUUCUCGGAGGUGGCAUGAGCAGCAUUUUUGGGCGAGGCAGUCGGAAAGCCUAUCUCGACAUGUGAUGAGUUGGCGCUUUUUGUUGCGAUUCCAUUUCUUUUCUCUUUUCUUUUUUUGAAAUGCCACGGAAGGACAUGGCCACGGCGUUCACUUCAGGACUGUCCCUUGUGGAGAGGUCACUUGCGGAAAAGCGUUACGGAGUCGGAGGGGGCCAGACCCAGACUCAAAGAUACCAUCUGUUUCCUAUUUGUUCCUAGAUACUGGAGUGCAUAGCACGCGCGUGUUGUAAAGCUGUAUAGUCGGUGUAUGAUCGCUAUUGUGAUCCAGGCACUUUCCUG
Cercospora beticola is the source of this 5133-nucleotide messenger RNA. RefSeq lists its product as uncharacterized. Gene Ontology annotation, molecular function: protein heterodimerization activity. The record is from RefSeq and is a predicted model, not a curated record. Lineage: Eukaryota; Fungi; Ascomycota; Dothideomycetes; Mycosphaerellales; Mycosphaerellaceae.